This is a messenger RNA of Protopterus annectens (West African lungfish), 4792 nucleotides long. It is a transcript of the gene GAPVD1, whose product is annotated as GTPase activating protein and VPS9 domains 1. NCBI's taxonomy places the organism in Eukaryota, Metazoa, Chordata, Ceratodontiformes, Protopteridae. Gene Ontology annotation, molecular function: guanyl-nucleotide exchange factor activity; small GTPase binding. The transcript is spliced from 26 exons. The record is from RefSeq and is a predicted model, not a curated record. Gene Ontology annotation, cellular component: cytosol; endocytic vesicle. Gene Ontology annotation, biological process: regulation of GTPase activity; vesicle-mediated transport. The coding region runs from base 222 to 4622 and encodes 1466 amino acids.
AAAGGUCACUGUAAAAGUGUAGUUGACAGUAGCGGGUGUGGGAUUAAUGAGAGCUGGAAAUAGUGGAGUGUGUGUUGUGGGUAGCAGUGUAAUAGUGUUAAGGAAGACGUGAAACUCUGAAAGGAGCAACGAUAAAACAUCACUUAAGUACACGCGGCCUGAGUUGAGAUUGUGGAUCUUUCAUGUUGACUGAAUUUUGCCUACUGCUUUAAGAAUUGAAGAUGGUUAAACUGGAAAUUCAUACUUUGACCCAUCACUUGAAGCAAGAACGCCUGUAUGUUAACUCAGAAAAGCAAUUAAUCCAGCGUCUCAAUGCAGAUGUGUUAAAGACAGCAGAGAAGCUUUAUCGUACAGCAUGGAUUGCUAAGCAGCAGAGGAUUAACUUAGACAGGCUUAUCCUUACAAGUGCUGAAGCUUCACCUGCAGAAUGUUGUCAGCAUGCCAAACUCCUGGAAGAUACGCAGUUUGUAGAUGGAUACAAGCAUUUGAGAUUUCAGGAAACAGUGUAUGGUGAGUUCCUACGCAGACUGAGGGAGAAUCCCAGACUUGUAGCCUCAUGCCUUGUUGCUGGUGAGAAAGUGAGUCAGGAACAUAUUCAGAAUGUCAUCUAUACAGUCUUCACAUCCCUUUAUGGCAACUGUAUCAUGCAGGAGGAUGAAAACUACCUACUUCAGGUCUUACGGUACUUGAUUGAAUUUGAACUUAAAGAAAGUGAUAAUCCCAGGCGUCUGCUGCGGAGAGGGACUUGUGCUUUUAGCAUUUUAUUCAAACUUUUUUCUGAAGGGCUUUAUUCUGCAAAACUCUUCCUGACUGCAACAUUACAUGAACCCAUUAUGCAGUUACUGGUUGAAGAUGAAGACCAUCUUGAAACAGAUCCCAACAAGCUCAUUGAGAGGUUCACACCAGCACAGCAGGAAAGACUAUUCGGUGAGAAGGGCUCAGAGCAGUUCAGGCGAAAAGUUCAAGAGAUGGUGGAUUCUAAUGAGUUAAAACUGGUUAAUCUGGUGAACAAAUUCAUUGGUUACUUGAAACAGAAUACAUAUUGCUUCCCACACAGUUUAAGAUGGAUUAUUUCCCAGAUGUACAAAACACUGUCAUGUGUGGAAAUAUUAGAUGUUGGUGAAGUAAAAGCUAUGUGUACUGACCUUCUUUUGGCUUGUUUAAUAUGCCCAGCCAUUGUGAAUCCAGAGCAAUAUGGGAUAAUUUCUGAUGCACCUAUCAAUGAAGUGGCAAGGUUUAAUUUAAUGCAGGUUGGUCGGUUCCUACAACAGUUAGCAAUGCCUGGUGGUGAAGAAACUGAUCCCCGAGUAAAGAGCAGUCUUAGCAAGUUUGACAAGAGUUGUGUUGCAAACUUCCUUGAUGUCGUUAUCAGUGGCCGUGCAGUAGAAACACCACCCAUGUCCUCUGUUAAUCUUCUAGAAGGACUAAGUAGGACUGUAGUGUACUUGACGUACAAUCAACUUAUGAUACUGAUUGGCUACAUGCGGACUGCAGUAUUGGGGGGUCUUCUCCCAGAGGAAGAUAGAAUGGCUCUUGAGAAUCUUUUGUUAAGCAUACCCCAAAUCAAGGGAGAGCAUGGCAACUGCGUUGAUGUGACUUCUACAAAUUCUGUUCAGUUGUCUCCAGCUUCUUCUGCAGCAAACAAGAAAAACCGACAAGCAGUAGCGUCCCGCAACAGAAGCAAGUCAACCAUUCAACUUGAGCAGUACAUUGACCAAGAUAGUCAAACUCUAGAAACAGUGCAGGAAGCGCAACCAGAAGAAGUACUAGUGAUUUCUUUGGGAACAGCUCAACAGACAGCUCCAGGCAUGUUGUCAGAAAAUGAGGUAAUGAACAUGCAGCUGACUGGAGGUGGACAAGGAGAAAUACCAGUAGAUGAAACAAAACUUCAUGGUAAACCUGAUAAAACCCUGAGGUUUUCCCUCUGUAGUGACAACCUUGAAGGAAUAUCUGAAGGUCCAUCAAAUCGCUCAAAUUCUGUGUCGUCACUGGAUCUGGAAGCAGAGUCUGUAUCCGAACUGGGAGCAGGACCAUCUGGGAGCAGUGGAGUAGAAGUUUUGGAAUUGCUAGAACAUGAGCAAGCUACCACACAGGACAAUCUUGAUGACAAGUUGCGUAAAUUUGAGAUUCGUGACAUGAUGGGGCUAACUGAUGACAGAGAUAUUUCAGAGACGGUCAGUGAAACAUGGAGUACAGAUGUUCUUGGUAGUGACUUCGAUCCAAACAUUGAUGAAGAUAGAUUGCAAGAAAUUGCAGGUGCCACUGCUGAGAAUAUGCUUGGGAGCCUUUUGUGUCUGCCAGGUUCUGGAUCAAUGCUGCUUGAUCCUUGCACAGGAUCAACAAUAUCAGAGACUACAAGUGAAGCAUGGAGUGUGGAGGUGCUGCCCAGUGACUCAGAGGCUCCUGACCUGAAACAAGAGGAACGACUGCAAGAACUAGAAAGCUGCUCAGGGCUGGGUAGUACAUCUGAUGACACUGAUGUAAGGGAGGUCAGUUCUAGACCAAGCACUCCAGGCCUGAGUGUUGUGUCAGGUAUAAGUGCCACCUCUGAGGAUAUCCCAAAUAAAAUUGAAGAUCUCCGGUCAGAAUGUAGUUCUGACUUUGGGGGAAAAGAUUCAGUUACUAGUCCUGAUAUGGAAGAAUCUGCUCAUGGAGCACAUCAUCUGACUUCACCACCAUCACAGUCCGAGUCCUUGCUGGCAAUGUUUGAUCCUCUGAACAGUGAAGUUACUCCUUCUGCAGUGGUGAGACCUAAAGUACACUAUGCAAGACCUUCACAUCCACCUCCUGAGCCUCCAAGUUUUGAGGCAGCUACAGGAGGCACAGAGGCCAGGUUACCUGCAUGUGGUGCCCAUGCUUUCAUUCAGGCAGAGACUGAAGCACUUAAACAAAGAUAUUCAUGUCCAGAACGACUGGUAAGAAGCAGAAGUUCAGAUAUUGUGUCAUCUUCUCGGAGGCCCAUGAGUGACCCCUGCUGGAAUCGACGACAAGUCACUGAGGAAAGGGAAUUACCUGUUGGAAUAGUAGCACCUAAUACUGCACUUGGGCCUUCCUGUAUUCUACCUGGACCUACCUCUUCUCCAAGUAGAGACUCUUUUAAGGGAGAGAUGGAGGAGAAGAAAGACAGUGAUGAUGAGAAGUCUGACAGGAAUAGACCAUGGUGGAAAAAGCGCUUUGUACCUGCAAUACCCAAAGCUCCAAUUGGUUUUCGAAAAAAGGAAAAACAAGACAGAGAAAAAGAGGACCAGUGUGCAGAUCGAUUUUCAGGCCUCCAAGAUGACAGUAAUCCUCGCCAAAAUUCCCAAGCCCAAGCUGCAGAAGAUAUAUUGGACAAGUACAGAAAUGCCAUCAAGCGUACUGUCCCUAACGAAGGAGCAUCAGUGACUUAUGAUACCACAGAAAGUGUUGUGGAUGGAGAGAGUGUCCAUGAUUCUCCCAGAGAUGAAACAUUACAGAACAUAUCAGCUGAUGACCUCCCUGAUUCAGCCAGUCAGGCUGCCCAGCCCCUGGAUUCUGAUUCUUCAUUCUCUUACAGGGAUGCAAAGAAGAAAUUGCGAAUGGCACUUUGCUUUGCUGAUUCAGUUGCUUUUCCAUUUUUGAGUCAUUCAUCAACAAGGAAUGGACUUCCAGAUCAUACAGAUCCUGAAGACAAUGAAAUAGUAUGUUUCCUAAAAGUACAGCUUGCUGAAGCCAUUAACCUACAAGACAAGAAUCUUAUGGCCCAGCUCCAGGAAACUAUGCGUUGUGUGAGCCGCUUUGAUAACAGAACUUGCCAGAAGCUACUGGAUUCCAUUGCAGAAGAUUACAGGAAACGUGCUCCAUAUAUUGCAUAUUUAACUCGAUGUCGGCAGGGACUCCAAACCACACAAGCCCACCUUGAACGACUGCUGCAAAGAGUCUUGAGAGAUAAGGAAGUAGCAAAUCGAUAUUUUACAACAGUCUGUGUUCGGCUGCUCUUGGAAAGCAGAGAGAAGCAAAUACUUCACCUGAUUCGAGACUUUCAGAACCUCACAGCAGCGGAUGAUAAGACAGCACUAGUUGAAGAUUUCCUCCAGUCUCUCUAUGGCGCAAUGGCACAAGAUGUCAUCUGGAAAAAUGCCAGUGAAGAUCAGCUCCAGGAUGCGCAGAUGGCCAUUGAACGCAGUGUAAUGAAUCGCAUUUUUAAGCUUGCCUUUUAUCCUAAUCAAGAUGGAGACAGCCUGCGAGACCAGCUUUUCCAUGACCAUAUAGACCGUCUUUCUAAAGUUGUAACAGCAAACCAUAAAGCAUUGCAAAUACCAGAGGUGUAUUUGAAGGAGGCUCCUUGGCCAUCUGCACAAGCUGAAAUUCGAACAAUCAGCGCUUACAAGACCCCGAGGGAUAAGGUGCAAUGUAUUUUGCGAAUGUGCUCUACCAUUAUGAAUCUGCUGAGCCUAGCCAACGAAAACUCUGUCCCUGGGGCUGAUGACUUUGUCCCUGUUCUUGUCUUUGUUCUGAUUAAGGCUAACCCACCUUGCCUUCUGUCUACUGUUCAGUACAUCAAUAAUUUCUAUGCCAGCCGGUUGAGUGGAGAAGAGUCCUAUUGGUGGAUGCAGUUCACAGCAGCAGUUGAAUUCAUUAAAACCAUUGAUGAUCGCAAGUGAUGCAGAACACCACCUGCAUGGGCAGACUGUUAGGAAACGGAAAGAGUGUACAUUAACUGUGUAGGCAUUUAGAAGAAAGUUGUUUUUUAUCUUGUAUAAUAAUUGUUUAUAGAGUGGAGGCAUUUAUAAAGUUACAUGGAGUCAUUACUAAACUAAGUAAUAAAUCUUAA